Molecule: messenger RNA, 1901 nt
Organism: Ceraceosorus bombacis
Lineage: Eukaryota; Fungi; Basidiomycota; Exobasidiomycetes; Ceraceosorales; Ceraceosoraceae
Source: the annotation of a GenBank genome assembly
AUGGACAUUCUAGGUGAGCAUCGGAUGUGCCGACGUGCGUGCAGCCGCCAUGCUAAACUUGCGCGUGCAUUCGUCAUCCAUAUUCUCGGCACUUUCGCAGAGCUCGUGCAUGACGAUCAUCGAACCGAGGCGCGUCCCUUCGAAUGCGGUUUCAAAGGAUGCUCCAAGGCUUUUUCUCGGUGCGUUCGAAUUGAAAGCGAUGACGAUACGCCACGCUCACGGCAGCUGCUUCUACUCGACGACAGCCGCUCUGACCUGGCGAGGUGAGCGUGUUUAGCACCGUGCGGGCCGAUCGUGCGUGUACCGUCUGACGUGUUACGUGCACUGUUUUGUCUACCAGGCACACACGUAUUCACCAAAAUUAUCGACCAUACCGCUGCUCUUGGAAAAAAUGCGGCAAGACGUUCAUCCAACGCAGCGCUCUGACGGUCCAUAUGCGCGUGCACACGGGAGAGCGUCCACACCAGUGCAAAGAUUGUGACAAGGCUUUGUGAGUCGAGUUGCGAGCUUCCAUCUCGAGAGGCAACGCUGAGUAUCGACCGUCGGCUGCCCCACCGCUAGUGCCGAUUCAAGCUCCCUGGCCCGUCACCGCCGCAUUCACACCGGUCGUCGACCGUACAAGUGUCUCGUCGAGGUGAGUGUCUGCUACACGAAGAAAGGCUCGACUGCUGACAUACAGUCGCGUUCCACAGGGAUGCGGCAAGACAUACUGCCGCAAGACGACGCUCACCAAGCACACUCGACGUAAUCAUCCCACCGAACCCCUUCAACAAAGGCAAUUUCUCCGGGAUCGCCACGUCGUAGGUACUCAGAGUGCCGUCAAGCCGACCAAUCCUGCAGUGGUACUCUCGCCCUCCAACUGGUCUGGUGCUUACGGCCAGAUACCCUACGGAGCCACUUCGCUCGAGCAGCACAUCAACACGCACAGGCAAUUCAAUCCAGCCACCGUCACGAAGAACUGGGCCAUGCAGAGCGCAGCAAGCGUCGGAAUGAACAGCGGCGUCAGUGACUCGCGCGGAGACCUGGCUCUGGGAAUAGCUUUGCAUCCGACAGCAGAUGACCGGCGAGACUCGUCGGUAUCGAGCGCCGAUGUGAUGGCGGCCAACCCGUCGGUGAUGCGCUCGAGAGAGCACAUGGCUAGCAAUGGCAUACAUCUUCUUUCCGACGGUCGAAUCUACGGUCUGACGACCGACGCCCACACCACGCCAAACGGGUACCGCGCAGCCACUCCAGGAGGUCAGCAGCAGGGUCUGUUUCACUCUUAUGACGACAAUGGCGCCCGCUAUCCACAUCAUGAUCAGCUCACCGCUUUCCUACAAGCGCCAUCCGGCUCGUUUGGAAGCCAAGUGCAGCCCUAUCAUCGAGCUGCCCAGCUUGGCAAUCCACAAUACAAUUACGUGCAAGAAGAUGCUGCUCAUGCGCAGCCAGUCGGACACGGUGCUCAAUUUGGCAACGUCUUUCAACAACACGGCCAGGAAGCGAGUCAAGUGGAAGCGGACUUGCACACGCCCAUCAACCGUCACCGCGGUAGUCUGCCCGACCCAGCCUACACGGGGGGCAGCAGCGAUAGUCAUCCAUCCCUUACGACCGACAUGUCUUCCAGACCCUCCACCGAGCCACCGACGCCGGUCUUCAACACUGGCCCCAGACUGUACGGAUAUGGCACGAAGGAAGAAGAGUCUGAUCGCCAUUCGAGCGAUGCUGGUCACUCUGCGCUCACCAACGACUCUACGCUGACUCAAGCCUUCAACGCUGCCUCGCUAGGCAUCUCCAGCAGCUUGUUGACUCCAAAUUACCUAGAGACCGACAAGACCAGCACUUUCCCACCCUACGCGCCAGACAUUCAGAAUAACCAGCGAGGUGAAACGCAAAACGAACCGCAACUUCUUCGUUUGCACUAA